Drosophila grimshawi is the source of this 435-nucleotide messenger RNA. RefSeq lists its product as uncharacterized. The transcript has a single exon. Lineage: Eukaryota; Metazoa; Arthropoda; Insecta; Diptera; Drosophilidae. Bases 33 to 293 code for a protein of 86 amino acids. The record is from RefSeq and is a predicted model, not a curated record.
AACUUAGCGAAAGCCAUCCAAAACACAUCACAAUGAAGUACUUUGUAUAUUUCUGUGUUCUUGCCGCGCUGUUGUCCUGGGCUCUGGCAGAGUCUGUUACCCAAGAGCUCCAGUCAGCUGGCCAGGCUAUGAUUGAAUCCGAAGGACCAGCAGACGUAGAACAAGCUGUUGCCCUAUUCUUACGCCAGGAGGAGCAUGAGGAUGUGGAACAUGUUGAGUCGGACAGCCGCCAAAAACGCGUUGCCUGCCGCUGCUACAGACGUGGCAAAGUGAUUGUCUGCUAUUGCCGCUAGAGGGCGUUUCACAUGCAUUUUGGUCAUUAAUGGGAACGGAAUAUGCCCAAUACUACAGUUUAUUAAAAAAAAAUCUAUAUAUAUAUAAUUGUAAAUAUUAAGAAAGAGCAAAUAAAUCAGAUUUUUAACUGAAGGGAAAUAA